Messenger RNA from Cutaneotrichosporon oleaginosum, 1712 nucleotides. RefSeq lists its product as uncharacterized. Gene Ontology annotation, cellular component: plasma membrane; mitochondrion; lipid droplet. Lineage: Eukaryota; Fungi; Basidiomycota; Tremellomycetes; Trichosporonales; Trichosporonaceae. Gene Ontology annotation, biological process: glycolipid biosynthetic process. The record is from RefSeq and is a predicted model, not a curated record.
CAUCCUUCUCAUCCAUCUCCCCAUCUUUCCUUGUGCUCCUCGUUUGCUCUCUUCUUGGUCAUAUCUCAUCUCUAGACAUCGCCUGUCCAUCUCGACUGUCCAUCUCCAACCCCAGCCAUGCCAAAAUCCCACACACCCACCCUCGUGGUGUACGGCGCCACCUCAUACACGGCAAAGCACCACCUGCUCCCCUACCUCGCCUCGCACCCCGACGCGGACUCGUUCCGCCUCGUCCUCUCGGGACGAAACAUUGACAAGCUCACCGCCGUCAACGACCUGCUUCCUCCGAACGCGGAGCGCGAAAUCUUCCCCCUCAAGCUCAACGACCAGGGCGGCGUCGAGGCGCUGUGCAAGCGCGCGGACGUCGUCCUAAACCUCGCUGGCCCGUACCAGCUGCACAAUGCGACAACGCUCAUCACCGCCUGCAUCAAGCACGGAACGCACUAUCUCGACCUGUGCGGAGAGGUCAAUUUUCUUGCCCGCAUAAUCCCAAACUACGACUUUGCGGCGAGCAAGACGGGAUCGGUGAUUAUCCCGAUGUGUGGAUUCGAGGCUGCGCCCGGCGAUCUGAACGUCUACCACGCCUUGCGCACGCUGCAGGCGCACGCUGGGCGCCAGACGACCAUUGCGGCAGCCACAAACUUCUACGACAUUGCCGGCGGCGUGUCAGGCGGCACGAUGGCGUCAGUGGCGGCGUCGGGGACGAGCGGUGACCAUAUGCAAGGCGAGUGGUGUCUCGUGCCGAGCUCGUGGAGCGGACGCAAGGAUCCGAACCCGUCCAUGCAGCUCGUCUACCGCCCGCCCGUGAAGGUCGCGGGCGCGCCCUCCAUCGGCGGCUGGUACCCCGGCAGCAUGUUGAACGUGACGACCAUCCGCCGGUCGUGGUUCCUCUCGCGCCUGUCGCCCCCGCGGCAUGGCGAGGACGCCGUCUUCGCCGAGGCCAUGACCAACAUGUCUCCCUUCCGUGUGACCAACGUCGUCACCGCCUACCUGUACGGCGGCAUCCUGCUCCUCUUCCUGGGCCUGUACUCGUCGGCGGCAUGGAUCCGCGACGCGCUCGCCGCUUGGAUCCCACAGCCCGGCGAAGGUCCCAGCAUGGAGAGCUGCGAGCGCGGCCACACGCGCCUCACGACCGUGUCCCGCUCCAACGACGGUCGCUACGCCGUAAUCACAAAGUACGCCGCCAAGGGCGACCCGGGAUACUGGCACACGGGCAAGCUGAUGGCCGAGGCCGGCUUGUCCCUCAUCCUGCCCCCGCCACAGGGCACCGAGCUGCCGCCCCUCGCGCGCACAGGCGGCUUCCUCACGCCCUCCACCGGCCUCGGGAUGGUCCUUAUCGAGCGCAUGCGGCGCAACGGCAUCGCCACCGUUGAAAGCGAGGUCGUCGAGCUCGGUCGCCCUGGCGAGCGCAAGAAGCUGCUGUAGAGGUCCAUGUAUUCCUGUCUCGCGAUCGUAGAGCGGUGACGGAGGGCGAUGCUGCUGAGGCCAGACGAUGGAGGGACCAGACUCCCGAGAUAUCCGCGGAUCAGACUUGUGGGGAUGUGGAUCUACACCACCCUGGGAGGCAGCGUUUGUCUGUGCGCAGAUAGGCCCUGUGGGAUGAGAUCUGCACUUGCCAUGUCCACAUCCGAGUGAACAAGGCUGUGCUGAGCUCUGUGCUCGGGAUGCGAUAUGAAGCGAGAUCUAACCUGCCGGUUAAACCACCGCAAGGU